Baudoinia panamericana UAMH 10762 is the source of this 744-nucleotide messenger RNA. RefSeq lists its product as uncharacterized. The record is from RefSeq and is a predicted model, not a curated record. The transcript has 2 exons. Bases 1 to 744 code for a protein of 247 amino acids. Lineage: Eukaryota; Fungi; Ascomycota; Dothideomycetes; Mycosphaerellales; Teratosphaeriaceae.
AUGCCUGCUUGUCAGGUUCGGACGGGCAACGAGAAGGUCAUGGCAAGCGCAAGACACGAAUCCGUGGAUGGAGCAGAGACCGAUACGCAUGAUGGUUUGGAGCAUCCCAAGUCAGGCUCAGUAUUGUUUGCGACCAACAUCGGCGGCAGCAGCAUCGCUACCUACCAAACGCGGCCAAGCAAUCGUUCAGAUACCUACGACUACGUCCAAUCUACGCAACACAGCAAGCAGAUCAUGCGUCUCCUCCAAGCAGUGAUCCUACCUAUCGCGCUCUCCACAGCCGCAACCGCCUACGCCACCAUUCCCUCGACUCAACCUCAAACAACCUUCACCCGCCCUACUUGCGACGACAACUCCCCCACCGCCCACCACCUCUUCCACACCGUCGACCGCGCCAACGCCUGCUACCACGUCCUGGAAACCCUCGCCAAAGAAGUCACCGAGACACGCUUCGCAUACCUCCACUUCUUAAACGAAUACAACACCUUCGAACCCAUCCAAAACCGACUCUGUAGAUGGCAACGGUUGACGCAGAAACCGCCGGAGACGCGUGAGGCGCAUGAGCAAGCGUUCAAGCCGGUGGGAAAGGCGUAUGCGCGGGCGGAGGAGGCGUUGGGGAGGUUGAGGAAAGCGUUUGAAAUGGGGUGGUGGUUUUGUAGGGGCGAGGAGGAGUAUAUGGCUUUGGUGGAGGGGAGGGAGAGGGUUGAAGAAGGGGGGGGAGUGGGAGGGCAUGGGGAGCUUUGA